CAAAAAGCAAAACAAAAACAAAGCAAAGAGACAAUGUUAGUUUGGUUGUGACGCUGUCAGCUGAGGCUAAAGAUCUCAUACUGCUUUGUGAUGACACACCCAGACUGCACUUAGGAAGAUUCGCGCCCCUUCCUUUAAUACUUGGAGACGAGGUAACCCACACAUCCGUGACCCCCUAACUAGGUUGGAGGAGGCCUUGCCGCAGGCGCGCGCGCACAGACCGCCACCCGCGGACACCUGGCUCCGGGCUCAGCCAGGCGGGGGGCCCCGCCUCCGAUCUACCGAAGCCCAAUCAUCUGGAGAGUCUGGGGUACGUCCCGCGCCGGCCACGCCCCCAGCCUGCGGGGCGGGGGGCGUCUUUAAGAGCCGGCCGGCGGGCCCCCGACGCAGUAGGGGGUGCGGGGCUGUGGGCAGGAGGCCUGAGUGCUGUGCUCUGGGGUGCCGGCUCGCCUCCGCCUUCCUCCUCGCGGCAGCCUCCGUGCCCUGCGCCGCCGUCCCACCGGGGGCUCCACCGCCCUCUCCUCGGCCUCACCAGCCCGCCGGCCGGGCGCUCGGCGGCUCCUCCGUGAGCCCGCCGGGAACUCGCACCCCUCGCGCUCCCCUGGCUCCUGAGGGGGCCGCCUCGGGCCAUGGUGCCCUUCCCCGAGGAGCCCGCCGCCGCCGCGCGGGGGACGAGCGAGGCGCAGCCGCCGGGCCCCGCGCCCACUGGGGCAGCUCCGCUGCCGGGCCCGGGACCCUCGGACGGCCCCGAGGCGGUCGUCGAGAAGGUGGAGGUAGAGCUGGCGGGACCGGCGGGCGCUGAGCCCCCUCAGCCUCCCGAGGGCGGCUGGGGCUGGCUGGUGAUGCUGGCGGCCAUGUGGUGCAACGGGUCGGUGUUCGGCAUCCAGAACGCCUGCGGGGUGCUCUUCGUGUCCAUGCUGAAGACCUUUGGGUCCACGGACGAUGACAAGAUGGUCUUCAAGACAGCGUGGGUAAGUUCUCUGUCCAUGGGGAUGAUUUUCUUUUGCUGCCCAAUAGCCAGUGUCUUCACAGACAUGUUUGGUUGUCAGAAGACAGCUGUCGUGGGUGCUGCUGUUGGAUUCAUUGGACUCCUGUCCAGUUCUUUUGUAAGCUCCAUCGAGCCUCUGUACCUUACCUAUGGAAUCAUAUUUGCUUGUGGCUGCUCCUUUGCAUACCAGCCUUCGCUGGUCAUUUUGGGACACUAUUUCAAGAAGCGCCUUGGACUGGUGAAUGGCAUUGUCACCGCGGGCAGCAGCAUCUUCACAAUUUUGCUGCCUUUCCUUUUAAGGGUUCUGACCGACACCGUGGGCCUCUUUCACACACUGAGGGUCCUCUGCAUCUUCAUGUUUGUUCUCUUUCUGGCUAGCUUUACGUACCGACCUCUUGCUCCAAGUGCCAAAGAUAAAGAGGGUGGAACCAAGGGAGGCAACAACAGAUUCUCCCUCUUUUCCAGGAGGAAGUUUAGUCCUCCAAAAAAAUUUUUCAAUUUUGCCCUCUUCAAGGUGACAGCUUAUGCGGUUUGGGCAGUUGGAAUACCGCUUGCACUUUUCGGAUACUUUGUGCCUUAUGUUCACUUGGUACUCUCCUUUUUCUUCAUUGGUCUGAUGUCCAUGAUGAUUCCUCUGUGUGGUGUCUUUGGGGCCCUCAUUGCUGUCUGUCUCAUCAUGGGUCUCUUCGAUGGAUGCUUCAUUUCCAUUAUGGCCCCCAUUGCCUUUGAGUUAGUUGGUGCCCAGGAUGUUUCUCAAGCAAUUGGAUUUCUACUUGGAUUCAUGUCUAUACCCAUGACUGUGGGCCCACCUAUUGCAGGGUUACUUCGUGACAAGCUGGGCUCCUACGAUGUGGCAUUCUACCUCGCUGGAAUUCCUCCCCUUAUUGGAGGUGCUGUCCUUUGUUUUAUCCCAUGGAUCCACAGUAAGAAGCAAAGAGAGAUUGGUAAAACCACUGGAGGAGAAAAGAUGGAGAAAAUGUUGGAGAACCAGAACUCUCUGCUGUCAAGCUCACCUGGAAUCUUUAAGAAAGAAUCUGACUCUGUUAUUUAAUGUCUUAUAUACCUCCACCAGACUGGACUUGCUUUCGGAAGUUUAAGCAAGUUUCCCUUUUAUAUGAAUUGCAAAUUUCCUAUUUUUUUAAUUACAUCUUAAGAAUAGCACAAUAAUUGGGAAAUAGAACCCUUAUUACUACAAGAACCAUUUCUGCCACAGAAUAGCUAGCUGUUUGAUAUUUCCAUGAGUUUGGGGGCAGAGACUAUGGUAUAUGAAAACAUGUCUGGAAGUCAAAUAUUAAGAGAAUUGAAGCUAUUCCAAAGCAACUUUGGAAACUGUGAAUGCUAAUAAGCUUACACAAAUAUUUAAAAAUACCUCGGGGCGCCUGGGUGGCUCAGUUGUUUGAGCGUCCGACUUCGUUCGGCUCAGGUCGUGUUCUUGCUGUUCGUGGGUUCAAGCCCCGCAUCACGCUCUGUGCUG
Felis catus (domestic cat) is the source of this 2462-nucleotide messenger RNA. It is a transcript of the gene SLC16A10, whose product is annotated as solute carrier family 16 member 10. The transcript is spliced from 5 exons. NCBI's taxonomy places the organism in Eukaryota, Metazoa, Chordata, Mammalia, Carnivora, Felidae. Gene Ontology annotation, biological process: transmembrane transport. The record is from RefSeq and is a predicted model, not a curated record. The coding region runs from base 630 to 2039 and encodes 469 amino acids. Gene Ontology annotation, molecular function: monocarboxylic acid transmembrane transporter activity.